Messenger RNA from Bufo bufo (common toad), 2473 nucleotides. It is a transcript of the gene CKAP2L, whose product is annotated as cytoskeleton associated protein 2 like. The transcript has 9 exons. Gene Ontology annotation, cellular component: cytosol; centrosome; mitotic spindle. The record is from RefSeq and is a predicted model, not a curated record. NCBI's taxonomy places the organism in Eukaryota, Metazoa, Chordata, Amphibia, Anura, Bufonidae. Bases 32 to 2134 code for a protein of 700 amino acids.
GAAAGUGAGGUCAGCGGCCACUGCGCUCCAAAUGGAUAUAAUGGAAGGGAAGCGGAGUCUGACAGCACAAGAAGAGCGUCGGUUGAAGCUUCUUGAAUAUUUGGAAGCAAAAGGGAAGCUAAAGCCUCAAGACAACUGCAAGCCAUAUCUUAAAGAUUGCACCAAUCUACAGAAUAAAAGACCACAAGCGUCUUCUAAACAGAUCUGUGAGACAAAGAAAUAUGCUUCAAAUAAAGCUUCACACUUUGCUUUUGAAUCGAAAAAGAGCAAAACCUCAAAUGCCGGACCACUUCUACAUAAAACAAGCUCCGGAAAGAUACCUGCGCAGCAGACUGUCUCAUCCAACAAACCGGUGGAUAAAAUGUCAUCCCGAAACCCUCUGCCACCUAAAGGCAGUCUACCAAGAGCGAGACCGGAACAGAUCGGAGGAAGGACAUUACAAGCCUCUCUUGUACCCAAGUCCAAUGCUAGAAAGCAGGGAAGAAGUGAAGAGUCGGACGUCAAAUUAACUGUUAUUUUGACAAAAAAACAACCUAGAGAUAAACCUGAAAUCUGUGUGAUGGGCAAGACAUCUACUAUGAGAGGCCAGCCGGGGCCGCAGCCUAAGAAGAGAGAGCAGAGCCUAUCUCAGUCUAAGCAAAUGCCUGCAACUAAAGCCAUGACACAGGCCACGAAGGCAAAAAUCCUCCAAGAGUCUCAGCCUCCAUCCGGGAAGCCUCCGUCCGUGGCCGGCAGUGGACACAUCCGCAUAGUUUCUAGAUUAAGCCUGCCUGGAGCGAAAAGUAAGAGUGCAAGCGAAAGAAGUUUCCUGAUUAAGUCUUCAAGGAACGAUGGUGUGAGACAGCCGCUGAAUGUGCCCGAGGAUCGGUUGGAGGGUAAUUCUAAAAAACAGACCUGUUCUACCAAACAUCUCGCAGCUGCACAGGUGACUUCCUCCACCACCACGGUCCAUAGGAAGAUCAGCACCAACCCUGUCUCUGCGCCAAAGAUAAGACCACACCGUUUGGAUUCCUCCUCCAAGACAGUGUCCAAUCGUCAGAGUACCCACUUGCUGAAUAAACAGGUAGCUCCUCGAAAAAGCGCGGGACCCACUGGAUGCAAAAAAGCAGUAGAUGGAUCCAAGGAUGAGUACAAUAGAAAGACUCUGCAACAACGUGCAACUAAGGAGGCCACCACAAAGCCUUCCCUCCUGACAACCACUGACGCCACCAUACGACCACAGACUCCCAGGAUGACUGCAGAUGACCGCAAAAAGAAGCUAGAAGAGUGGCUGAGCUCUAAAAGGAAGACUUACAAGAGGCCGCCCAUGAUCCUGCCACCAAAGAGGCCACCCACUGCGAAAAAACAAAACCCUUGUAACCGCUCUUUGUGGGAGGGCAUCGAGGACGAGGAGGAGCUGCUGUCCCUGUCCAACAAAAUCCGCCAGACACUGAGCGAGUGCCUAGAACUCAUCGAGAAGGGAAUUUCGGGAGAGGAUAUUCAUGCCACGUUGGACAACAUCCCCGAGGCAAAGAAGUUUGCAAAGUACUGGGUGUGUAAGGCGAGGCUGUUAGAAAGGGAUGGCGUCUGUGACGUUAUUGACAUGUACAAACAAGGGGUCCAGUUUGGAGCUGCGCCAAUAGACGAGCUGAGGGAGGUUGUGUUUGACAUCAUGAAGAACAAAAGCAAGAAGACGAAAGUGGUCACGUUUGGUCCUCUGCCAGCUGAGGAGGUGAUGGAGAAUGAGAACCACAGGGACAUCCCAUUAACUCCAUUUACUAACCGUACAGAAGAGGUGAAGACACCCUGUACCGGAGCAAGUAUAUAUGACCAUGGCUCUGCUGUGAAGCUCCAGAUUACAUCUUUUUCCAGUAAAAAGAAGAAUCCCGGGAGUGGCCAAGAAUGGAAGCGACUCACUCCAGUGAGGAGAUCAGUCCGGAUCCAUCACUCGGCAUCUCAGUACCCAGAGGUGGUACAGGAACAGGACACUGUGGUGUCCUCUUUGGAGGAGCUCCUGGACAAGGCUGAUACAGAUGCCUACUUAUACAUGAAGAAUGAGGCACUGCCGGAGGAGGCAGAGCACAAUGUCAUUGGCUUGAUGAAGACAGAGGAUCAACAGGACCCCACAGAGGAUCAACAGGAAGGACCAGUGUGAAAACAGCAGUGCCCGGUCAUGUCAGCCAUGUGCAUGUCUGUGUUAUUCGGGCCGUCUGUUCCCAGGACCUCUGGUGGCUUCCAUUAAACAGGAGAACAUUAGCGAGAGGCUAGUGCCAUCUGCUGGCGAUCAGGAUCCUGUGCAUAAUGAUACUAUACAUGAAAUACCUACAGUACCUUGUAACACGCGUUUAUAUUUCAUGUAGCAGAUACUGCUAUACCGCUGUCUGUAUGAAAGACGCAUUGCUUCAUUCUUUUUUUGUAAAAUAUUGCCUUACUUUGCACAUUGCAAAUUUUUAUAUAGGAUGUGGAAUGCAAUCAUAGGAAUGUAUUAGGCCUC